Aricia agestis (brown argus) is the source of this 1616-nucleotide messenger RNA. Its product is annotated as spermatogenesis-associated protein 17. Gene Ontology annotation, biological process: mitotic cell cycle; spindle organization; establishment of meiotic spindle localization. Gene Ontology annotation, molecular function: protein binding. Gene Ontology annotation, cellular component: spindle pole. NCBI's taxonomy places the organism in Eukaryota, Metazoa, Arthropoda, Insecta, Lepidoptera, Lycaenidae. The record is from RefSeq and is a predicted model, not a curated record. The coding region runs from base 76 to 1092 and encodes 338 amino acids. The transcript has 2 exons.
UGUUUUUGUGUGAACAAAACAAUAUAUCAUAGAGAAAAACAUACAUCGGGUACAAUAUAUUGAAAUUGCACAAUCAUGGCAAGCAUGCAUAGCUUUCUGCCGACGACCGAAGAGUAUUUCACGGAACUCCAGCAACGUGCGGAUUUGGCCGAAAGUCGUCGUCACGCGCGAUUCAAAGCCGUGGUCCUGUUGCAGCGGAUGACGCGGGGAUAUUUAAUCAGGAAGCACAUGGCCUGGCUGGCGAGGAAUGCGACUGUAAUACAGUGCGCGUUCCGAGUCCACAUCGCACGGAGAGCAUACCGCAUCGCUUUGAGCGAGGCUCUCCGUAAUAAACAUGCGAAAUAUUACGCCGUGGCAGCUACACGGAUUCAAGCAUUAUGGCGCGGACACUAUUCCAGACGCACUCAAUUCUCUUACCGCUCAUACAGAAAUUGGAUAUCUAAUGUGGUGGAUAAAGGAGAAAAACUUGUAGCUGAGGUUAAAGACUUUAGAGUCAAAAGUAAAGAAGAAAACCUGAAAACCUUAGAGAGAGAAGCAGAGCAGAAACUAGCAUUCAUUGUGUUUAAGCUGCACCAUCUCCUCAGAACGUUUGCCAUUGCUGGGGUGUAUUCUGAUCAUGCUACAAAUGAGCUUUCCGACUUUGAAAAGCUUCUUAAAUCUGUCAAAUAUACUGAAUAUAGAAGGAAACUCAAACGAAAGUAUGACAAGUUUGUUAUGGCACAGCGUUCUCAAUUCUCAAACAAAGCACUAUUUCCCAUAAUUGGAGAGGGUAAUGACUACUGGUAUUUAUCGCUACCAGAUAUGUAUGAGCUAACAAAACCUAUGAAAGAGAAAGAAGAUACCAGACAAAGUCUUACUCAUCGGAGCAAAGUACACAAGGAACCAUUUCUUUGGAGAAAAGUUCGUUAUUCUGAUACUUGCAAGGGCCCGUUUAAGCCUGACGAGAAACUAAAAGCAAUAUCUUGGCCCAGAGAUCCUAGAUUCUGCCUAUACGUUCAACACUAUAAGCCACAGUCAGAUGUGUUUAACUACGUCGAUUAUCAUAUAAACGCUUUGUUGAAAAGAAAAUGUUCGAUUGAAAGAAUAAAAUAGGACUUGUAGAAUUGCUACCAGCGUAGCAUGUUUUUUGGAAGACCCCCAUAAUCACAUACAUACAAUUUAUGUUCUUCGCAACAAAGGGUAACUUUACUAUUAUUUACAUUUUUAUCUUUGUCCUAUAGUAUCCUUUUAGGAAUUCUAAAAAUUUUUGCUUUUGGUUAAAAUUUCGUAUGAAAAGUUUGUUUUUUCUUUUCUUGUUCGGAAAUCCGUAAUCAGGGUUGAGUUUUGGGUCAGCCGGAUGUUACGAGCCGCGAGCCGCUAGCCUUUUGUUGUUACGGUAUUGUUGUUGUGAAUUUUGCACUUGUAAUUUAUUUGAGGAAACGCCUCUGAAAAAGAAAUUGUAUUAAGCUCUACAAGGCAAAUGUGUUUUGUCUGAAAUUAACAUCUCGUUGCUGUGAUAAAUUGGCGUGUGAAUUUAUAUUUGGAUUUUGUAAUGAGCUGGCUUUUGUGAUGAAUAAUCCGCUUAGAUUUUAUAUUGACGCGGUGUUUCAUUAAAUUUGAUGUAAUUUAGAUUACAA